GCCGCCGCGGAGUGUUAUGAAGACAGUAUGGAGUUUCCUGACCACAGUAGACAUUUGCUACAGUGUCUGAGUGAGCAGAGACAUCAGGGUUUUCUUUGUGAUUGCACUGUUCUAGUAGGAGAUGCCCAGUUCCGAGCACACAGAGCUGUACUGGCUUCAUGCAGCAUGUAUUUCCACCUCUUUUACAAGGACCAGCUGGACAAAAGGGACAUUGUUCAUCUGAACAGCGACAUUGUUACAGCCCCAGCUUUCGCUCUCUUGCUUGAAUUCAUGUACGAAGGAAAGCUCCAGUUCAAAGACUUGCCCAUUGAAGACGUGCUAGCAGCUGCCAGUUAUCUCCACAUGUAUGACAUUGUCAAAGUCUGCAAAAAGAAGCUGAAAGAGAAAGCAACCACGGAGGCAGACAGUACAAAAAAGGAGGAAGACGCCUCAAGUUGUUCAGACAAAGUGGAGAGCCUCUCCGACGGCAGCAGCCACAUGCCAGGAGACUUGCCCAGUGAUGAAGACGACGGAGAAGAUGAAAAAUUGAACAUCCUGCCUAGCAAAAGGGACUUGGCGGCUGAGCCUGGGAACAUGUGGAUGAGAUUGCCCUCAGACUCAGCAGGCAUUCCCCAGACUGGCGGAGAGGCAGAGACGCACGCAGCAGCAGCUGGAAAAACAGUAGCCAGCCCCUGCAGCUCAACAGAGUCUUUGUCCCAGAGGUCUGUCACCUCCGUGAGGGAUUCAGCAGAUGUUGACUGCGUGCUGGACCUGUCUGUCAAGUCCAGCCUUUCAGGAGUUGAAAAUUUGAACAGUUCUUAUUUCUCUUCGCAGGACAUGCUUAGAAGCAGCCUGGUUCAGGUGAAGGUGGAGAAAGAGGCUUCCUGUGAUGAGAGUGAUGUUGGCACUAAUGACUAUGAUAUGGAACAUAGCACUGUGAAAGAAAGUGUGAGCACUAAUAACAGGGUACAGUACGAGCCGGCCCACCUGGCUCCAAUGAGGGAAGAUUCGGUCUUGAGGGAGCUAGAUAGAGAGGACAAGGCAAGUGAUGAUGAAAUGAUAACUCCAGAGAACGAGAGAGUCCAGGUGGAAGGAAACAUGGACAGCAGCUUGCUCCCUUACGUGUCAAACAUACUUAGCCCCGCUGGCCAAAUUUUCAUGUGUCCUCUCUGCAACAAGGUCUUUCCUAGCCCCCACAUCCUGCAGAUCCAUUUAAGCACGCACUUUCGAGAGCAGGACGGGAUCCGCAGCAAGCCUGCUACCGAUGUCAAUGUCCCAACCUGCUCGUUGUGUGGUAAGACUUUUUCUUGCAUGUACACCUUGAAACGUCAUGAGAGGACUCAUUCAGGUGAAAAGCCCUACACUUGCACCCAGUGUGGGAAGAGCUUCCAGUACUCCCACAACCUGAGCCGCCACGCAGUGGUUCACACGCGGGAGAAGCCUCAUGCUUGUAAGUGGUGUGAACGCAGGUUCACGCAGUCCGGAGACCUUUACAGACACAUUCGGAAGUUUCACUGUGAGUUGGUGAACUCAUUGUCUGUCAAAAGCGAAGCACUGAGCUUACCUACUGUCAGAGACUGGACCUUAGAAGAUAGCUCACAAGAACUUUGGAAAUAAAAUUUUUAUAUAUAUAAAUAAUAUAUAUAUAAAUCUAUAUAGUUGUGGUACAGUCUAAAAGCAAUCUUGUUUCCUUGAACUGAAAGUUUGGCUGUUAGCUUGUUUUUUGCACUUUAAGGCAGCAUGAAUAUUUCACUAAUUUAGCACUCCGAUAAAAAUGAACUGUAGAGGUAAUCCGACAAAGUAACAA
Gavia stellata (red-throated loon) is the source of this 1786-nucleotide messenger RNA. RefSeq names its product zinc finger and BTB domain containing 18 (gene ZBTB18). Gene Ontology annotation, biological process: regulation of transcription by RNA polymerase II. The transcript has 2 exons. The coding region runs from base 28 to 1596 and encodes 522 amino acids. Gene Ontology annotation, molecular function: RNA polymerase II cis-regulatory region sequence-specific DNA binding; protein binding; DNA-binding transcription factor activity, RNA polymerase II-specific. Gene Ontology annotation, cellular component: nucleus. NCBI's taxonomy places the organism in Eukaryota, Metazoa, Chordata, Aves, Gaviiformes, Gaviidae. The record is from RefSeq and is a predicted model, not a curated record.